ACGACCAGACUGCCCCGUGAUGGGGAGAUCUUGGGGGUGGACUACAACUUUGUCUCCAUAGAAGAGUUCUUCUCUUUGGAGGAGUCAGGGGCUCUUCUGGAGAGCGGCAAGUUCAAAGGUGAGGAGAGGAGAGGCAUUUAUUCACUAAGUCAUCUCUCUCUGACCUCAACUGCAUUUCAAUUCAUAGACAUUCUUUCAUGAUUAAUGCACUGUAGGUAGUAUACUGUAUAUUGCAGAUAGAGGAUGCUAGUCUACCUAUAGAGGUAGAGAGCAAACCCACAAACCAAUCCACACAGUCUCUUACCAGGCAGGCACAUAGCUGGUGAAUAUUAUUCAUAUAAUGGGAUCUAUGAACAUUUACUCAGAGGAACCCUAAUUAUUUCCAUGCAGUUAAUGACACCAAGUAUUGAACAGGUCUCAGUCUCUCCACCCUGCACAACCCACCCCAGUCAGGGGAGGGUUAAAGUUGGACCGCUUCCUCUGAUUAAAAAGGCAACUCCGCAUUAGCAUACAUAAUUCAUAUGAGUUUAAAGGGCACAAUAAAUGCCAUCUUCACUUUGCUUCACAUGUAACAUUGACGACUGUACGGCUCCUGCAAAGCAAUCAGGAGAAUCAGCGAGUCUGCAGUACAGUUACACUAUGGUGGGAUAACCUUGACGAGUACAACAGUACCCUAACGUUUCUCCUUACCCUGAUCUGACUGUAUGAGCAGUAGGAAUAGAUUUAAGAAAUGUGAUUUGUACUCUAGCUGCCACAACAGAAGGAUAGAAUUAAAGAAGGAGAAAAUAGAGUAUAUUUUACUGAUCCCAAGGUUGGAUGGUAAUCUAUGUGAUGAAUGCAUUGCACUGGAACACUUCCAUCAUAAUAUUUAGGAUUUACUGUAUUUUCUAUAUUUCGUAUAAUGAUAGCCAUUACAGCUGUGUGUCUUUACCUCUUAUCUUUUUUAUCCUUUUCACAAUCAUAUUUGUUUUAUUUAUUUAUGUAUUUUUAUUCUUGUCACCGAAAGCCAAAAGUACCAAUAUGCUUCUAACAAUAAAAAUAUAUCUUAUUCCCUCACUUUCUACGUCACUCCCUCUGUUCUCUCUCAGGGAACUACUACGGCACCCCCCGGCCAGUACACAUCGGUCCAGAGAGCCCUCCCAUCACCUACCAGGAACACCGCAACCUGCUCCGGAACUUCCGAACACGCAGCAAGUCACUUAGUAACCUGGAGAAAGCAGCCGAGGAGGGGGAGAACAGCGAGGAAGACUCUGGCCUGUCAGGCAGGUUUACCAAAGACAGACUGCCCCGUUAGACUAUAUGGGUGACCAAUCUACCACAGUCAUAUAGUGGUAGUAAAUAGUAGUAUUAGUAGUAGUAGUAGUAGUAGUAGUAUUAAUAGUAGUAGUAGUUAUACUAAAAGUAUAGUAAGUAGUAGUAAUAACAGUAGUGGUAGUAAAUAAUGUGUAAUUCAAAACCUUUUUGUGAUUUUAAGUUGACAAAAUGUGUGAUUUGUUUUCCGCCAUUUUGUUUAGCUAAGUAUGGUGGCCAACAGCUACUUUAAACUGUAAAGACUGCCUUGUCCCUCUGUACCUCAGAGUUUUUGAUGGCCAAAUUAAUGAUUAGCAUGAUUAGUAUGCUCCUAGCUCUUUGUGGGGCUGUGGCCGCAUCGAUCGCUGGACCUGCUCCAGAGGAGGGUCUAGCUGACCACGGGCAGGCUAGGCUGUGUGGCAGGCAGGGAGCAGGCAGAGAGCAGGAAGCUGUCCAUGAUCCUGACCUGUGCUGCUGAGUCAUCUGUCGCCUGGUUGGGUGGUGCUAAACAGAGCGCUUGCUGGGCUGGCUCUGACUGCAGCUCUGGGUGUGCAGCAGGCCACAUCCUCCCACGCCUAGUACAUUCUAAAGGACAGGAGGGUCGGGCAAAAGCUGUUUACAUAUAGUUUAAAGUUGUAUUAGUCGUAUGUACGGGAUACGCAUGGUAUACAUCUUCCAACUAAAUGCUUACAUGCAGUUUCCUUCUAUGCAAUGCAACAACAAUAAGAAAUAGUAAAAAAUAAGAAUACUAACAUCAAGUAAAUGGCAGCAGAAUAGAAUAAACAUUUUAGCAUAAUAAUAAUACUGGAAGGCACAAUUUAUAGUACAAUAUUUACACGUGUAUUGGGGAAGGGUGGGAUGGGGGGAAAGUGUAUAAAUCGAGCAGUAUAACAUGAUUUUGGUAGCAGCAGUUGUGAUGUGUGUGUAGCAUGAAUGUAUAUGUGGAUGUGUGUAUGAGUGAGUGCAUGUGUUGUAAUGUGCAGAGAAUCAGAGCAGGUGGUCAGUCCAGUUCAAGUGUUCAGCAAUGUGAUGGCUUGUAGAUCGAAACUGUCUCUGAGCCAGUUGGUAUCAGACCUCAUGCUCCAAUAUCGUCUGCCCGACGGUAGGGAAGAGAACUGCUCGUGUCGGGUCCUUGAUGAUGCUGUGUGCCUUCCUCAGUCACCGUUUUGAGUAGAUGUCCUGGAUGGGUGGGAGCACGGUCCCAGUGAUGUACUUGACCGUCUUCACCACCCGGUGGAGGGCCUUGCGGUUGUGGACGGAGCAAUUCCCGUAUCAGCCCGUGAUGCAACCGGUCAGAACGCUCUCGAUGGUGCAGCAGUAGUAUUUGGAGAGGACCCGGGGCGGCAUGCCGAAUUUCUUCAGUGAUGUGUAUACCGAGGAACUUCGAACUCGUGACUCUCUCUACUACAGUCCCAUUGAUGUGGAUUGGGGCAUUUUCCCUCCUAUGCUUUCUGAAGUCAACAGUCAACUCCUUUGUUUUGCUGACGUUGAGGGAGAGGUUGUUGUCAUGUCACCACAAUACCAGUUCACUUACCUCCUCACUACAGGCUGACUCGUCAUUGUUGGUUAUCAGGCCUACAACCGUGGUGUCAUCAGCAAAGUUGAUGAUGGAGUUGGUGUCGUGCAAAGCCACGCAGUCAUGGGUGAACAGGGAGUACAGCAGAGGACUGAGGACACACCCCUGUGGGGCCCCUGUUUUAAGAACCAGUCUGGAGGAGGUGUCGUUGCCAAUCCUCACAGCCUGUGGUCUGCCCGUCAGGAAGUCCAGGAUCCAGUUGCAGAGGGUGGUGACCAGACCCAGGGCUCUGAGCUUGGUUUUGAGCUUCGAGGGAACAAUAGUGUUGAAUGCUGAACUGUAAUCAAUGAACAGCAUUCUCACAUAUACCAUGCGUUGUACUGUAAUGUAUGGAAUGCAUGCCUUGCUUUUUUGCGAUUUUUGCGAAACACUGGGUAUGGAUUUGUAAAUGUGGAUUUAAAACUAAAUUCAGUGUAGCCUAUUUCCAUGAUUUCAGAGAGUAAGUUAUUCAAUGGUUCUAUUUUCACUGAGUGUAGGCUAUCUGAGAACUUCUAGAGUAAUUUUGCCUGUCCUCUUUAUUGACGUUCCAGGUGGAUUAGCGGGUAUCAGCAAUGCCCAUCCCGUCGCCUUGUCCAGAGGGUCCAGUGGGGGGGAUGGCAGUGCCAUGGAGAACGGCCAUGGCAGCACCAGUGCCAGUGUGCGAGCAGUGAUGCCUAAAAACUGGGAGGUGGCCUACAGCGACUCAGGAGAGCCUUUCUACAUAGAGUGAGUGACUAUUCUAUUCUAUUCCAAAUGGAUAGACCACUCUUUUGUAUGUUUUUUUGUUUUGUUUGACUGGUCCAGGAUCAGUUUCCUCUAUAUCUUGAAUGUGUUGACUUGGAAAUACUGUUAUAUAGCAUUACCAUGGUGAUUGAUUGGUGACUUUGAGGUGGCCUGUCUGUCACUCUCUUUCAGCCAUAACUCCAAGAUAACCAGCUGGCAGGAUCCUUGUGCACAGAGCAGCAGAGAGACAACGCUUGACAAGAAUACAUGUGAGCUCUCUCCCAUGGAAACAUUGCUGGAGCGUUUAACCCAGGGUUUCCCAAACUCGGUCCUCGGGACCCCAAGGUGUGCACGUUUUUGUUUUUUGCACUAGCACUACACAACUGAUUCAAAUAAUCAACUAAUCAUCAAGCGCUGAUCAUUUGAAUCAGCUGUGUAGUGUUAGGGCAAAAACCAACACGUGCACCUCUUGGGGUCCCGAGGACUGAGUUUGAGAAACGCUGGUUUAACCGUUGCACUGCCUUAUGAUGCUGUCUGUACAUUAAUUAGACUAGGACCAUAGGCACAGUGAGGCUGUUAAUAGAGUCGAAUUAAAUGAAAUGAGCUUUUAGUAGAAUUUAGAUAGUGUGUAGUGAUUAAGCCCUAACCCCACAGCAAGCCAGAACCUGGAACCAAUGGCAGGGAGCCAUUUUGCUAGCUGCUAUGUCUGACAGAGGCCAUGUGUUGGGCAUGACACUGACAACCUACUAUCAUAAUUAUAUUAUGUUAUUCACAGAUAACACAAUAAUGCAUAAACGUUUGACUAUUAUAGCUGAUUAUAGCAGUGAGAGAUCCAAUCUGCCAUAAUACCAUGGGUAAACUGGUCUGAAUCUAUUGAGUGAGUUGCAGUUUAGUGUUUUAACCAGCAGGAGGCGAAACAGAUCAGCCAGAGAGUUUGUAUCCUUUCAAGGUGCUUGAAUCUUCUCUGUGGGACAUUAUGAUAGGGCGGAAAAAACACUUUCCCUGCAUGUCUAUUUAUUUCUAAACGUUUUGCACUAAGUGCCAUCUGGCCAUGAGUUUUCAGUGUUGUGCAUCUCUCAACUCAGCUCUAAAGGGCACAUUCUAAGCAGUUCACACAUUCACACACACAGGGUGCAACCGCUCUCUGUCUCUCUCUCUCUGUUGUGCUCUAAACCACUUCAUAGUGUCCUUUAUUUCCUCUUUACCUUCCAAUUGCACAAAACCUCUCUGUCUUUCCACCUCUCUGUUGUAAGCCUCUCUCUCUGUGUUUCUUUGCCCUUCUCACUCUUUUCUCUAUCGUUUCCCCCUCUCUUUCCAUCCCUCCAUUGCUCUUUCUCAGUACCAGGGUUCACAGACCAGCCAGGGGAGCUGAGGGGUUUCUCUAUCCACACACGCUUCUCUAAAGGUCCCAGGGGGUUUGGUUUCAACAUUGUGGGGGGCAGCAGAGCCAGGGAGUUCCUCCAGGUCUACAGCGUCACGCCAGGGGGACCUGGAGCUCUCAACACAGGUAGGAGAGGAGGCAGAAGGGAGGCGAGGGACAGGACAAUAUACAGAGAUGAAUGUCAUUUAUGCAAAGCUGUAGAGUUCUGAAUGUAUUGAGAAUGUGAUUUGAAACAGCAAAAAUGCAUUAAAAUACUUUUCUAGGGAUAUGUUAGAUUCGGCUUCCCUAUGUUGAUAUCAUGUUCCUCGUAAAUGCCCUCCCAGGCCCACUCAAGACUGCACCCUUGCCCAGUCAUGUGAAAUCCAUAGAUUAGGGCCUAAUACAUUUAUUUCAAUUGACAGAUUUCCUUAUAUGAACUGUGACUCAGUAAAAUCUUAUAAAUUGUUUUGACCAGUAUACUGUAUAUAUACAUUUCUCUCUCCCUCCCUCUCUCCCUCAAUCUCUUUCUCUCAUUCUCUCUCUCCUCAUUGGAGAUGGAUUAUAGUAGUGGGAUUUAUCUGUGAUCUCUCACAGAGAGUAUAUCUUAAUCGAUCCCUAAUCCUAAUGGCGUGCAUGCCAUAAUCUAGCUCUAUCAUCACAUGCAGCAACAAAUGUACAUACAGUACCAGUCCAAAGUAUGGACACACCUACUCAUUCCACGGUUUUUCUUUAUUUUUACUAUUUUCUACAUUGUAAAAUAAUAGUGAAGGCAUCAAAACUAUGAAAUAACACCUAUGGAAUCAUGUAGUAACCAAAAAAGUGUUAAACAAAUCAAAAUAUAUUUUAGAUUUUAGAUUCUUCAAAGUAGCCACCCUUUGCCUUGACAGCAUUGCACACUCUUGGCAUUCUCUCAACCAGCUUCAUGAGGUAGUCGCCUGGAAUGCAUUUCAAUUAACAGGUGUGCCUUGUUAAAAGUUAAUUUGUGGAAUUUCUUUCCUUCUUAAUGCGUUUGAGCCAAUCAGUUGUGUUGUGACAAGGUAGGGGUGGUAUACAGAAGAUAGCCCUAUUUGGUAAAAGACCAAGUCCAUAUUAUGGCAAGAACAGCUCAAAUAAGCAAAGAGAAACGACAGUCCAUCAUUACUUUAAGACAUGAGGGUCAGUAAAUCCGGAACAUUUCAAGAACUUUGAAAGUUUCUUCAAAAACCAUCAAGCGUGAUGAAACUGGAUCUCAUGAGAACCGCCACAGGAAAGGAAGACCCAGAGUUACCUGCAGAGGAUACAUUCAUUAGAGUUACCAGCCUCAGAAAUUGCAGCCCAAAUAAAUGCUUCGCAAAGUUCAAGUAACAGACAUCUCAACAUUUAAAUUUUACAUUUUAGCAGACGCUCUUAUCCAGAGCGACUUACAGUUAGUGAGUGCAUACAUUCUUUUUUUAUUUUUCAUACUGGGAAUCGAACCCACAACCCUGGCGUUGCAAACGCCAUGUUCUACCAACUGAGCUACAUCCCUGCCGGCCAUUCCCUCCCCUACCCUGGACGACACCGGGCCAAUUGUGCGCCGCCCCAUGGGACUCCCGGUCACGGCCGGUUUCGAACCAGGAUCUCUAGUGGCACAGCUAGCACUGCGAUGCAGCGCCUUAGACCACUGCGCCACUCGGGAGGUUACUGUUCAGAGUAGACUGCGUGAAUUAGGCCUUCAUGGUCGAAUUGCUGCAAAGAAACCACUACUAAAGGACACCAAUAAAAAGAAGAGACUUGCUUGUGCCAAAAAACACGAGCAAUGGACAUUAGACCGGUGGAAAUCUGUCCUUUGGUCUGAUGUGUCCAAAUUAGAAAUGUUUGGUUCCAACUGCCAUGUCUUUGUGAGACGCAGAGUAGGUGAACGGAUGAUCUCUGCAUGUGUUGUUCCCACUGUGAAGCAUGGAGGAGGAGGUGUGAUGGUGUGGGGAUGCUUUGCUGGUGACACUGUCGGACCUUGUGAAGAUGCUGGAGGAAACAGGUACAAAAGUAUCUAUAUCCACAGUAAAACGAGUCCUAUAUCGACAUAACCUGAAAGGCCGCUCAGCAAGGAAGUAGCCACUGCUCCAAAACCGCCAUAAAAAAGCCAGACUACGGUUUUCAACUGCACAUGGGGACAAAGAUCGUACCUUUUGGAGAAAUGUCCUCUGGUCUGAUGAAACAAAAAUUGAACUGUUUGGCCAUAAUGACCAUUGUUAUGUUUGGAGGAAAAAGGGGGUAGCUUGCAAGCUGAAGAACACCAACCCAACCCUGAAGCACGGGGGUGGCAGCAUCAUGCUGUGGGGGUGCUUUGCUGCAGGAGGGACUGGUGCACUUCACAAAAUAGAUUGCAUCAUGAGGAAGGAAAAUUACAGUGGGGGAAAAAAAGUAUUUAGUCAGCCACCAAUUGUGCAAGUUCUCCCACUUAAAAAUAUGAGAGAGGCCUGUAAUUUUCAUCAUAGGUACACGUCAACUAUGACCGACAAAUUGAGAUUUUUUUUCUCCAGAAAAUCACAUUAUAGGAUUUUUUAUGAAUUUAUUUGCAAAUUAUGGUGGAAAAUAAGUAUUUGGUCACCUACAAACAAGCAAGAUUACUGGCUCUCACAGACCUGUAACUUCUUCUUUAAGAGGCUCCUCUGUCCUCCACUCGUUACCUGUAUUAAUGGCACCUGUUUGAACUUGUUAUCAGUAUAAAAUACACCUGUCCACAACCUCAAACAGUCACACUCCAAACUCCACUAUGGCCAAGACCAAAGAGCUGUCAAAGGACACCAGAAACAAAAUUGUAGACCUGCACCAGGCUGGGAAGACUGAAUCUGCAAUAGGUAAGCAGCUUGGUUUGAAGAAAUCAACUGUGGGAGCAAUUAUUAGGAAAUGGAAGACAUACAAGACCACUGAUAAUCUCCAUCGAUCUGGGGCUCCACGCAAGAUCUCACCCCGUGGGGUCAAAAUGAUCACAAGAACGGUGAGCAAAAAUCCCAGAACCACACGGGGGGACCUAGUGAAUGACCUGCAGAGAGCUGGGACCAAAGUAACAAAGCCUACCAUCAGUAACACACUACGCCGCCAGGGACUCAAAUCCUGCAGUGCCAGACGUGUCCCCCUGCUUAAGCCAGUACAUGUCCAGGCCCGUCUGAAGUUUGCUAGAGUGCAUUUGGAUGAUCCAGAAGAGGAUUGGGAGAAUGUCAUAUGGUCAGAUGAAACCAAAAUAGAACUUUUUGGUAAAAACUCAGCUCGUCGUGUUUGGAGGACAAAGAAUGCUGAGUUGCAUCCAAAGAACACCAUACCUACUGUGAAGCAUGGGGGUGGAAACAUCAUGCUUUGGGGCUGUUUUUCUGCAAAGGGACCAGGACGACUGAUCCGUGUAAAGGAAAGAAUGAAUGGGGCCAUGUAUCGUGAGAUUUUGAGUGAAAACCUCCUUCCAUCAGCAAGGGCAUUGAAGAUGAAACGUGGCUGGGUCUUUCAGCAUGACAAUGAUCCCAAACACACCGCCCGGGCAACGAAGGAGUGGCUUCGUAAGAAGCAUUUCAAGGUCCUGGAGUGGCCUAGCCAGUCUCCAGAUCUCAACCCCAUAGAAAAUCUUUGGAGGGAGUUGAAAGUCUGUGUUGCCCAGCGACAGCCCCAAAACAUCAUUGCUCUAGAGGAGAUCUGCAUGGAGGAAUGGGCCAAAAUACCAGCUACAGUGUGUGAAAACCUUGUGAAGACUUACAGAAAACGUUUGACCUGUGUCAUUGCCAACAAAGGGUAUAUAACAAAGUAUUGAGAAACUUUUGUUAAUGACCAAAUACUUAUUUUCCACCAUAAUUUGCAAAUAAAUUCAUUUAAAAAUCCUACAAUGUGAUUUUCUGGAAUUUCUUUUCUCAUUUUGUCUGUUAUAGUUGACGUGUACCUAUGAUGAAAAUUACAGGCUUUUCUCAUCUUUUUAAGUGGGAGAACUUGCACAAUUGGUGGCUGACUAAAUACUUUUUUCCCCCACUGUAUGUGGAUAUAUUGAAGCAACAUCUCAAGACAUCAGUCAGGAAGUUAAAGCUUGGUCGGAAAUGGGUCUUCCAAAUGGACAAUGACCCCAAGCAUACUUCCAAAGUUGUGGCAAAAUGGCUUAAGGACAACCAAGUCAAGGUAUUGGAGUGGCCAUCACAAAGCCCUGACCUCAAUCCUAUAGAAAAUGUGUGGGCAGAACUGAAAAAGUGUGUGCGAGCAAGGAGGCCUACAAACCUGACUCAGUUACACCAGCUCUGUCAGGAGGAAUGGGCGAAAAUUCACCCGACUUAUUGUGUGAAGCUUGUGGAAGGCUACCCAAAACGUUUGACCCAAGUUAAACAAUUUAAAGGCAAUGCUACCAAAUACUAAUUGAGUGUAUGUAAACUUCUGACCCACUGAGAAUAUGAUGAAAGAAAUAAAAGCUUAAAUAAAUAAUUCUCUCUACUAUUAUUCUGACAUUUCACAUUCUUAAAAUAAAGUGGUGAUCCUAACUGACCUAAGACAGGGAAUUUUUACUAGGAUUAAAUGUCAGGAAUUGUGAAUGAGUUUAAAUGUAUUUGGCUAAGGUGUAUGUAAACUUCCGACUUCAACUGUAGGUGUGUCCAAACUUUUGACUGGUACUGUAUGUACGUGUUUUUACUAAUGACCUUCCACUGACCUUGAUUAAAGCCUGUGUGUCUAUGUACGCUGACGACUCAACAGUAUACACGUCAACUACGACAGUAAAAGAAAUAACCGACACCCUUAACUUAGAGCUCCAGUCAGUUUUAGAAUGGGUAACUAGCAAUAGGCUGGUGCUAAAUAUCUCAAGAACUAAAAGCAUCGUUUUUGGGACAAAUCACUCGCUCAAGCUAAACCUCAUUUAGAUCUAUUAUUGAAUAAUGUGCCGAUUGAGAAGGUUGAGGAGACUAAACUGCUGGGUAUAACCCGAGAUAGCAUGCUAUCAUGGUCAAAACAUAUAGACUCAAUGGUUGCUAUAAUGGGAAGAGAUCUGUCCAUGAUAAGGCGUUGCUCUGCCUUCUUGACAUCUCAGUCGACCAGACAGGUUCUACAGGCCCUAGUUUUGUAGCGCCUGGACUACUGCCCAGUUGUGUGGUCAUGUGUGGCAAAGAGGGACAGAGGUAAAUUACAGUUGGUCCAGAACAAAGCAGCACGUAUUGUACUUAGAUGUACACAGAGGGUGAAUGUCAGUAACAUGCAUGUCAAUCUUUCCUGACUCAAAGUUGAGGAGAGAUUUGACUGUAUCACUAUUGGUCUUUGUGCAAGGUGUUGAUGUGUUGAAGGUGCCGAUCUGUCUGUUCAAGCAGUUGGCACAGAGUUCAGACACUCAUCGGUACAACACAAGACAUGCAAUCAGAGGUCUCUUCACAGUCCCCAGGUCCAGAACACAGGCUGGGAAACGCACAGUAUUAAAUAGAGACAAGGAACUCUCUGCCACCCCAGGUAACUCAAGCUAUCAAUAAAACCAGAUAAAAAAACCAGAUAAAAGAACACCUUACGGCACAACGGGGACUGUGAAGAGACACAGCCAUUUUUAUAUAUUUUGUAUUGUAAUUUGCACUGUAUUAUGUAGGUAAGUGGCCUUGCACGAGCCUUGGCUCAUAGGGCAGGAACCAUCUCCUUUUUCUGAAGCGUGAGGCAGAGGCAGGAGAUUAUGUAGUAUUAUGUAGUGUUAAGUAGUAUUAUGUAGUAUUAUGUAGUGUUAUGUUUAUUAUGUAUAUUAUAUUAUGUAUAUUAUGUAUUUUCUUUUUCUUUUUGUGUCCUGUUUGGACCCCAAGAGCAAGGCAGUGGCUAAUCGGGGAUCCCAAUAAAAUACUAAAUACUACUACACACACCCAAACACACAUGUAUACAAAGAUAGUAUACCAUUUAUGACCUACAGUACAUCGUUGUGUCCCUUCAAAUUAUUUGCAAAGUACAGUAAAGAGUGUAGGUUUGAAAUGUAUACUAAUGCAAUGGGAUAACUUCACCAGACCUCCCUCUCAACCUCUCCUCUCUGUCCAUACAGCAGAUAUCCUGGUUUACAUCAACGGCGUCUGUGUCCUGGGAACGUCCCACAAAGAAGUGGUAGAGAUGCUGAAGGCAGUGCCUGUGGGCCACAGUGUGGACAUGGUCCUCCGGAGGGGAUACCCCAUGCUCUACAACCCCGACGGCUGCCCCAAGCAGCCCCAUCCUGGGUUCACCAACGUCUGUGACCCCCUCCUCCCACCCACCACCACCCAGCCCCAGCCCUCACACCAGUGCCUCCCCCUCCUCCGCCCAUCCACAGCCCCAACCCAGACCCAGUAUCAUAAUCUCAAUGGGGUCCUUUCUCACCACUAUGACGUGGGUUAUAUGGGUCCAGGAGUGGGGCCAAGACUAGAUGCCAAUGGGAAUGCCACCUCCACAGCUACCCGAUCACCAACCUCUUAUAGACACUCCAGCGGUCAUCUUGCUCACUCCACGGCCUCUACUCCACCAUCGUACAGACUGUCUAGUGGGCACCUUGCUCACUCCGCUGACCCACCCUCAUACAGACGAUCCAGUCGCUACCUAUCUGACUCCACCUCCCCUACGCAACCCUCAUACAGACAAUCCAGUGGAAGCAUCACUCCCACCACCCCCCGCUCACUGAGGGGCCUCGCCCGCCUGCAGGCCUCUGACAACUGCCAGAGUGACAGCGAGGUGGUCUCAGCCAUCGGCUCACACAGGUAGGGUGGAACACCCAGACACACACACACAAACAAUGUAAUUUAGAGGUAAUUUACUCUCAUGGAGAACCCUGACUAUCUAUCUUUCUCUUUUCAUUCUCUGCAGGGCACUCAUGAUUCGUAACCACAACAAUAACUCCCUCUCUACCCCCCCUCAGCCCUUGCACUACAGAACCUCUAAGAGUGACCUGUCUGAGAGCAACCUGUCCACCUCCUCCACCCUCCCUGUGUCCAGACUGCCCAUGCCCCAGUCAGAGACACACCCUCUCUCGUCCUCCCCUGGCGGAGGGGCGUACUCCCGCCUCAUCAGGCCCCAGGCCUCCCUGCUGAGACCCCCUCCCACCUCUGACAGCCCCCACCUCAGCUUCAAUGGCUUCCAUGGCAAUACCAGCGGCAGCGGCAGCCCCAACAGCAUCUCGUCUCCCGGGGCGAUGAGCCUGGGCAGUGGGUUUGGGGUGGGAGGUGGGGUUGGAGGUGGAGGGGAGCUUGUGCCAGUGGCCCUGGCCCAGUGUGAGGGUGGAGGGGGGAUGGGUUUCAGUGUGACGGCCGGGGGACAGGGGGGCAGACUGGCUCUUGUCAAGAGGGUCUGGGACAGGAGGCAGUGCUCCUCCCUACAGCCAGGGGACGCCAUCAUGAAAAUCAACGGAGCAGACGUCCAGAGUCUCAGCUUUGCACAGGUACUGAGGAGGGAAAAGAGCAGAGAAAGAAGAUAAGGAAAGAGAUGGAGAAUAAGUAUAGGGAAAUUUAGAUCAGAGAUAAUAAAGUGAUACUUUUCCAUCCAGGUACAACGGGUUCUCCUCGAACACACCAAACAAGGACAAGUGAUUUUAUUGGUUCACAGAAGAGGUAAGAACAUGAGCUAGUUUCCUGCAAACUUGUCCUCAAGAGUUUUUAUUUAUUUAUAAUAUCUAUUCUCAGCCCAAGUGAUGAAUAGAGACUCAAAACAUUUCUCAAGAAUUUCUUUGUCUUUAGUGAUGUUAUUUAUCUUCUUCAGGUUCCCACUGUUCUUCCAUCUCCCCCAACUCUAUGCGGAGAGUCCCCUCACCACUCCUCCGCCCCCCUCCUCCAGACGUGGCGUCAGACAACAAUCCUUCGCCCCCUGCGGACGUCCUGAUCCUACCCCGUCCCUCCUCCACCCCUCCUCCUCCUCCCCCAGCCAUGGUGCGCUCCUCUCUGGUCCAGAGCACCAGUUUCCUGGAGUCAGUCCCAGUCACCCUCACCAUGGAGCCCAAAGACUGGCUGAACGAGGGCAUGGAGGAUGAGCGGGAAAGGGAGGUGGUGAUCCCAGGACCAGGACAGGAGGUAGGGGGACAGAACCGUGUGCCCCGGGGGUUUGAUGUGGAGCUGAGGAGGAAGCCGGGAGAGGGGUUCGGAUUUGUCAUCGCUUCAGAGGAUGUAGAGAACAGGAAAGGUGAGAAC
Molecule: messenger RNA, 13012 nt
Organism: Coregonus sp. 'balchen'
Lineage: Eukaryota; Metazoa; Chordata; Actinopteri; Salmoniformes; Salmonidae
Source: the annotation of a GenBank genome assembly